CUUGGUUGAUUUGUUUGAGCGAGUGUUUCCUGACUUUGAGGUUAGUGGUAUACUGCGUCAUCGCCACCUCACAGUCGCACUAUGACUGCAUGAUCUUCAGCCCAUGUGGGGCCCCAGGAAAUGUCAACUGUCAGCAUAUCUGAGAGAAGGUGUGGCGUUACAAUGCCUGGGUCAGCACGGAGAUGCCCUGGUGGCGUUCGCCAGGGGGCUAGCCCAGGACCCCACCAAUACACAUCUUCUACAGGGCAUUAUCGAUGCUGCACUCAAAUCUCCACUCAAAGCCAAGCUGGAGCCCGUGUUCCAGCAGCUGGAGAAGAUGAAGCUGGACAAGAGCCCGUUUGUGGUGAUAUCCGUGAUUGGUCAGGAGCUGUUGGGGAGCAGUCAUUACAGCCCAGCUAUCAGCGUGCUGGAGUCCGCGUUGAAGAUCGGCAGCUGCAGUAUGAAGCUGCGAGGGUCAGUGUUCUCUGCUCUCAGCAGCGCCCACUGGGGACUGGGCAACAUGGACAAGGCUGUGGUGUACAUGCAGCACGACCUGGCCGUGGCACGACAGCUAGGUGACCAAGAAGGAGAAUGCCGAGCCAGGGGUAACUUGGGUGCUGCUUACUUCUCUAAGGGCCACUACAAAGAGGCGCUGUCCAAUCACCGCUUCCAGCUCGUGCUGGCUAUGAAAGUAAAAGAUCGGAAAACUGCCGCAUCAGCUCUGAGCAGCCUGGGACACGUGUACACAGCAAUUGGUGACUACCCCAACGCCCUUGCAAGUCACAAACAGUGCGUUAUUCUCGUCAAGCAGAGCGGCGAUAAACUCUCCGAGGCACGCGAAAUCGGAAAUGUUGGUGCCGUGUACCUGGCAAUGGGAAACUUUGAAAACGCAGUAGAGUGCCAUUCGGAACAUUUGAAACAUGCCAAAAAGCUAAAGAACAAUGUAGAGGAGGCGAGAGCCUUGAGCAAUCUGGGCAGUGCGUAUCAUUACAAACGGGACUACGAGAAAGCAAUAACCUAUCACAACGAGGUGUUAAAGAUAGCAGAGAUGAAAGCAGAUAAUGUGCUUGAAGCUCGCGCUUACGCAGGCCUCGGCCAUGCCGCCAGGUGCAAGCAGGAUUUUGCUAUGGCCAAAAAAUUUCAUGAAUGCCAAUUGGACAAUGCGUUAAAGACUAAAGACCGAGUUGCGGAAGGUAGGGCGUGUUCGAAUCUGGGAAUUAUUUUUCACCAGAUUGGCGAACAUGAAGCUGCCCUAAAGCUGCACCAGGUUCAUUUACAGAUCGCAGAGGAGGUGGGCGACAAAGCCAGCCAAGGGAGAGCACUGGGUAAUCUUGGAAAUGCCCACAGUGCUCUCGGACAGCACGAAAAUGCUGUCAAACUUCACAAACAGGAACUUGCAAUCGCGGCUGAGGUCAAUGAUCGCCAUUCUGAAGGAGCAACGCAUGGAAAUCUGGCAGUGGCCUUCCAAGCACUAGGCAUCACGGAAAAGGCACUUCAUCAUUACAUGCAACAUCUGAACAUUUCGCGUGAGCUCAAGGACACGGGGAGCGAAGCACGCGCUUUGUGUAACAUUGGUAACUUCCACAGUGCUAAAGGGGAUUUCAAAACGGCGAUUCCGUAUUACGAACAGUACCUAGUGUUGUCCCAGGAGCUGCUGGAUCUCCCAGGAGAAGCUAAGGCCUGCUUUAAUUUAGGUUACGCCCAUUUCUCAUUGGGUAAUUUUAUGGAGGCCGUGCGAUACUAUGAACAAGAUCUGGCGUUGGGCCGAGAAAUGAAGGACAAAUCCAACAUGGCAAGAGCCUAUUGUAAUUUAGGCUUAGCCCAUAAAGCUUUAGAAAAUUUUGAAGACUCCAUGGAAUGUCAAAAAAAGUUCUUGAGUCUAGCACACGCGAUCAAGAAUGUUAACGGGAAGUUCCGCGCAUUGGGAAACAUAGGCGAUCUAAUGAUCAAGAUGGGGGAAACCUCCGAAGCCAUCAAAAUGUACACGCAACAGGUUCAGCUGGCUCAGCAGUGUGGCAGUAAAGACUUGAUAGCUACGGCAUACGGGGCGCUGGGUGCCGCGCAUAGGAUGAUAGGGGAAAAUGAGAAAGCUUUGGAAUACCAUAAGCAAGAGCUGAGUAUUCGUCAGGACAUCGGUGACCUGAAAGGCGAGUGUCGUGCCCAAGGAAGCAUGGGAAAUGUCCAGAUUUCUCUUGGGGACUUUCAGAGCGCUUAUCAGUGUUAUGAGGUACAAUUAGAGAAAAGCCGGGAACUUCAGGACGCUUUGCUGGAAGCUCAAGCAAGCGGGAACCUGGGUAUUAGCCAGAUGAACAUGGAACAUUUUGAGGAUGCCAUCGGCAUGUUUGAACAGCAGCUGGCGCUCCUGGAACAGUCCAACGGUCCCAACGUGCUCAGCGACAGGGGCAAGGCUUACGGGAACUUAGGUGAUUGUUAUGAAGCACUCUGUGAUUUUGAAGAAGCCGUCAAAUGCUACGAACGUUACUUGUCUGCCUCCCAGCAGGCAGGAAGCCGUCCCGAUCAAGACAAGGCUUACAGGGGCCUUGGAAAUGGACAUCGGGCCAUGGGAAACUUACAACAGGCCCUGGUGUGCUUUGAGAAGCGCCUUGUGGUCGCACAUGAACUGGACAAUGCUACAGCCAAAGCUUCGGCCUACGGGGAGCUGGGCUGCUUGCACAGCCUUCUGGGUAACUUUGAGCAGGCUGUGUCAUGUUUACAGAACCAGCUGCGGAUCGCGAAGGACACAGGAGAUAAACUAUGUGAAGGUGAUGCAGCGUGUGGCCUGGGAGGGGUAUACCAGCAGAUGGGGGAGUACGAUACAGCUCUUAAGUACCAUCAGCUAGACCUACAGAUAGCAGAGUCCAUGCAUAAUGCUGCCAGUCAGUGUCGAGCCUAUGGUAACCUGGGUCUGUCCCAUGAGUCUCUGGGUAACUAUGAGCAGGCGAUACGCUUCCAGGAGCAACACCUGAGCCUAGCUGCCCAGAUGAGCGACCGAGUUGCCAAAACAUUGGCCUUCAGCAGUCUAGGUCGUGUGCACCAUGCCCUAGGGAACUACGUCCAAGCCGUCCAGUACCUCCAGCAGGGGCUUCAGAUUGCCGAGCAGCUGGGGAGGCGGGAAGAUGAGGCUAAAAUCCGCCACCGUCUGGGCCUGGCACUCUGGGGGAAGGGCGACCUGGAGGAUUGUCAGAUACAACUGUACCGCGCAGCUGAGCUGUUUGAGAACAUCCGCCGCGAUUCGCAGGUCGGCAGGGACUACAAGCUGUCACUGUUUGACCUGCAGACAGCAUCCUACCAGGCACUACAGCGAGUUCUGGUAUCUCUGGGACGUCAUGAUGAAGCACUCCUGGUGGCUGAACGAGGCUGUACCCGGGCGUUUGUCGACCUGCUCAUGGAACGACAGUCAGAGAGCGUGUCGCAUUUCGGUACAGCCCCUGUUGAUGCCACGCCUGUUACAGUGGAGCAGCUGGUGGGCGUGGUCAGUCAGCAAAAGUCCAUUGUGCUGUGUUUCUCAGUUGCCAUGGGUUACUUGUACAGCUGGUUAAUUACACCAUCUGAAGGUAUUGUGAAGUUCCAUCAGUGCUGUAUGGCAGAGUUAGAGUCCAGCUCCCAGCCUGAGGACUGCCAAAGUCUCAACACCUCCUCCACCUCACUCCUGGACCACUUCAUCGGGCACACCCGAGAGUCCCUAGGGGUAGAGAGUCAUCUAAACACUCAUCAAGGCCUCAGCAGAUCCCUGUCAAUUGGGAGUCGCGUUGUGAUGAGCGAGACUGAAAGCGAGGCUGAUGAUGUCUGGCAGCAGCAGUUGGAGGAGUUGGGAGAGAAGCUGAAUGCCGAGUCAGACAGGACGGGCUUCCUUCAGAUGGUCAACCGUAACCACCUGUACAACAGCAGUAAUUACAGCCUCAGUAGCCUCUUCAGCCUGUCUACCAGUCUCAACGGCUUCACAUCGGUUAAUUCUGUUCCAAAGACAACCGACAGAAAAGACGGCGCCACGAAAACCCCAGUUACAGCCCUCUAUGACCUCCUGAUCCAGCCGAUGAUGGAAGCCAUGUUGUCCGUGACAGAGAUGGUGUCCGGGACACCUGACCUUGUCCUAGUUCUUCAAGGUGAUCUCUUUCUUAUUCCUUUCCCGGUGCUCCGUGGCACGCAGAUGCAAGAUUUCCUGUUUGAGAAGUUUAACUUGAUGGUGGCACCAUCGAUUACCUCCCUUCAUCAUGCGGAGAAGCUCGACAAACAUGGCCGCCCUCUGAUCGAUUCCGCUGGCUCUGUUGUAGUAGGUAAUCCCAAACUCCCACCAGCCGUCAGAACUCAUUGGCUCUUCAGGGAGCUGCCAGGGACUGAAUACGAAGCAAACAUCGUGUCAGAGCUGUUAACGUGUCGACCUCUGAUUGGCCAGGAUGCCAAUAAAGAUGCUGUGCUUCAGGAGAUAGAACAGGUCGAGGUGGUACAUUUCGCCACGCACAUUUCCUGGCGUCUGUCGGCGGUGGUGCUUACACCGAGCGAAAUGACGUCCUCCUCACAGAGGUACCACCAUUCUGUGUUUGACGCUGAUGACAUGGCUGACAGCCACAGUGACAUUAGCUCUAUUGGGGGUCCGUCGUUGGCUGACUUCUUACUCACAGCCGCUGACAUCCUCAACCUUCAGUUGCACGCCAAGCUUGUUGUUCUGAGCUCAGGCUACACGGACGAGCGUGCCGGACGGAUAAAUGCUGAUGGUGUUGUUGGCUUGACUCGGGCUCUUCUCUCCGCCGGAGCUCAGUGCGUCCUCUACUCUCUGUGGCCUGUACCUGACAACGCUGCUAAACUGUUAAUGCGGACGCUAUACACCAAUCUCCAGCAAGGUUCUCGUGUGUCCCAGGCCCUCAGCCAGGCCAUAAAGGUGGUACAAACCACACGACAGUUCUCCCACCCUUCCAACUGGGGCGGUUGGGUUUUGGUGGGCAGGAAUAUCAAGCUGAGCAGCAAGGUAGCUCUCAUGGGACACGCUAUCUGUGAGCUGCUCCAGUAUCCAGGCCAGUGUCGGGAAGCCAUGAGAGUACUGCUUCAUCUGAUCGAGAAGUCUCUACAGCGAAUUCAUCAGGGAAUAAAGACAUCCAUGUACACAACCUACCAGAGCAUUGAAAACAAGGUGGGCAGGAUGAACGGCUGGAAAGACCUGCUACAGGCCGUGGGAUUCCGCUUCGACACUGCUAAAAAUGGAAUCCCGUCUGCAGUGUUCUUCCCGCACACAGACCCAGGUGACAGGCUGACACAGGCAAGCGCUAGUCUACAGGCAUUGCUAGGUUUGCCAGCCAAUGGCCUACAGGCACUGUCAAAGUUCCUGUCUAACUAUGAAGCAGGAGAGGCUCUCAUGACACUGAUUCGUGAUGUCCUGGGAAAACUCAGCCCUAAGGAACUGUCUGUGGAGGUUCCCAUCAAUGUCAAGCUGUGGCAGGUCGAAGGCGUCCACGAGUUUCUGGCCUCUCUAGGGUUUGACUUGGUGGACGUGGGCAAAGACGAGGUCACCUUGAGAAUGGGCAAACAGGCUAACCGACGACACCUCCAGUUUGCCCUUCAGUCACUGGUGGCUGUGUUUGACACCCAAGAGGCUCCCCGCAGUUUGACGCUGGAUAGCUCUAGCAGCCUGGAAUCUCUCUCCUCCUCCCACAGUAGUUCCACAUCCACCUCCACCUUCUCUAAGGGCAGCUCCCCGCCGCUCUCCCCGCGCACCCGCAAACGCUCCCUCUUCAACCCGGCUGAGAUGGAGAAAGUGCGCAGCGUCCACAAGAACCAUCUCCUUAAUCAGGGAGGUCUCAUCGGUCGAGCUGGAGGCCUAAAAAACAAGAGCAAUCAACCAAAUCCCUCUCUGUAUUUGUCCCAUCAGAGUCGGAUUCGAUCGAUGUACCGUGGGAACGCCAUUGGCGCUGAAGAAUUCUGCAUGGACGAUUCCAGUAGCCAAGGCUCCUCCCCUCUAAGUUUUCUAGGAGAUCUCCACGAGCUGCCAGAAAACACAGAAAUUUCCUACCAGACAAACAGUCGAAGAGAGACAGGAAAUUCCUCAGUGUCUAAUGGAGAUCCUGUUGCCAGGAGCAACCGCUAUAGCAGCUCCUCCCAGAGUGAGGCUGAAGACUCGGGUCAAAAGUCACAGCAGGAGGAGUUCCAAUUUCGGCGGAAUUCCCUUGGUUCUCAGAGCAGCAGCACUCUGACAAGCAAGAGUUCCCAUGACAACCUAGCAGAAGAAUCUCUUGCUCAGACUUUGACAAAUCAGGAUGUGUUUUAUAACUUGGACAAUCAGUCCACGGACUCGGGAAGCGUUCAUAUUCCUGCUGAGGUUGAUACAUCGCAGGAACUGGAGUCAAGGAAUUCUGGGAGUUUAGCUUAUGACCCGGAGCAGAUUGCAAAAAUGGUUCUAGCGGAGGUCGGGAGAGAAAAGCAGGCCGUAGAAUCCAUGCAGAAAGUGAAUUUGAUGAAGUCUCAGCAGACUAGUUUUAUGCUACGCAGACAAUAUUCUGAUACGUCCCCCAACGGGGAUAGUCAGACCUCCCAAAAGGGAGAUAAUAAAGUGCAGACCGCUGAGAAGAUGUCAGCAUUUAAGACUGUACCUGCCAUGACAGGGCAGACCAGUUCUAGUCAUGCCCCAUUGUGUCACACUUCACCAUCAGGACUACCUCGCUCCCCCCAGCCUGGCUUUCACGCACGACAAGACAGUGGGCAGGGGAGAAGUUGUACCACCUCCGGCUCUGAAUCAGACCGCGAACCAGAAUCUCAUGGCGCUAAUCCCGCAUUCACAUCUUUACCACCAACGGGUCAGUGCAACAACAACAACACUUCCAGGAAGGUUCCUCCUCCAGUCCCAAGCAAACCUCUUCCCAGGAACCUUCUUCCACCGGAACCUCACCGGAACUCUGCCCAAUCUGGAGGUGACCCCAAGAGAAAGGUGUACGACACGAGCGUAGACAGCACAGACAGUGGUAUCGUGGAUGACAAAGCGCCCAACCACUCUACUGUAAGCCAUGUGGACCGUGGUGGGAAACCUAGCUUACCUCCACCUCCACAAUCCCGCGCUCCUCCUAAGUCUGUCCCGUACCAGCUGCCCCUUAGAGACCCGCCCCCACCUCGUGUUGGCAGGGGAGGUAAGCCCUUCCCUCAUCACCUCUCUCCUCAGCUCCGUCCCGAGAGUUCCGCCAGCACCAGUAGCCAGUGUUCUACAACUUCCUCCUCCUCCGUACAGACUGUGAUCUAUAGACCCCCAGACAGGAACAGUAGGGCGUCCUUACCUCCUCCACCCCCUGCCCCAGGACCGGCAAGCAGCGCACAGACCAAGCUAAAUGCCUCAAGGGUUAGGUUCUAUGCUGAUGCUGGGUACACAUCCAGUGAUGCAGAAGGAUCUGUGUCUUACAGAGAGGCGAGCGCGCGCCGACAACCACAGAACAAUCGGCGCAGCAUGGGAAGUGUUGACUCAUCCGACGCAGAGUCAGUGGACAGUUACUCUGGUAGAUGGCCCAGCCACAGGCAACAACAACAACGUCGCUAUUCAUAUCACCCAGAUGAGCACAAGCCCUCGCCCACAGACCAGUGGUCUGUGAGUCAGGACGGAAGAGCAAUGUAUCACUUUCCGGCCGGCAGACAAAACAACUCUUACCCAGACCUUACCACUGGUCCACCCCCUUACACUCCUCCUCAGCCCUACUCUGCUCAGAAUACUACUGCAAGGCCCCAUUCAGGGGAAGCCCCAAGGACUUACAACCAGGGGCCUUACAGGCAGGCUCCUGAGUCUGACCAAAAUCAAAGUGUGUACAGAGAGAAGCUUGGUUCCAGGCAUGACCCUCAUUUCUACAGACAAACUGAGCAGGCACCCAGGGGAACAUACACGUCCCACUCUUAUGAUCAGCCCCAGGGACAGAACACCUCUUACAAUGGUCAAGUUGACCAAUCAAAAGCCUGGAGGCAGGAUGUUCCGCCCCCAAUGUACUGGUCAGACAUUCGCUCAGAAAAAACUGACCACAGAACUGGCCAACCAAGGGAGGGCAUCCAGCUACAGACGAUUUACACCGAGCGAGCUCGUAAAGCUCUCCCCAAGGGGGCGGUCCUUCAGUCGUCAAAGUGCUAGCCAAGGCUGAUCAUGUAGCUCCACCCACUGACAGCUUUCAUCCAAUGAGAUUUGGUGCUACAAUUUGACGUUCCAUCCUGUCAUCAAGUUGCUUUAAAAGUGCAUCACUGCUGCAGAGUCACGAAAAUGGGAAAAAGAACAUAUUUUUGAUGGUUUUAUGAUUUUUUUUUUAUUGUAAACAAACUGACAAGCCGUAUGUACAAAUGACUUCCUGAGAAGAAUGCCAUUCAUGUGAAAUUUACAAAAUAUACCCAUUGGGACUAUGCACAAACCUAUUUAACAUUUCAUUGAUACAUGUAGAUGUGCUGUUUUGCUAGGAUAGUAUGUGUUACUUAUUCCCUGGGAGAUCCCAUUACUGAAUUGCUAACAAGACUGUGAUGUGGAGUUUUUGGUACCUUGUCACAUCUUGUAAAUCCGAUAAGGCUUGGUUGAUAUGUUAUACACUUCUGAAUGGCUGUUUGUUCGUUCCCAUGGCAACCAGCACACUUACCCCAACAAAAAUUAUACAAACAGCUAUACAUGUAUAUGAUACAGAAUAACUGAUACUACUUUACUAGUAUACCAUGUUCAUAGCAAAGCUUUAUAUCGGAACGCAGUAAAAUAAAAAUGAUUUAUAGAUGUAUGUAUAUAUAUAUAUAU
Messenger RNA from Liolophura sinensis, 8704 nucleotides. Its product is annotated as tetratricopeptide repeat protein 28-like. The record is from RefSeq and is a predicted model, not a curated record. Gene Ontology annotation, molecular function: protein binding. Bases 104 to 8065 code for a protein of 2653 amino acids. The transcript has 15 exons. Lineage: Eukaryota; Metazoa; Mollusca; Polyplacophora; Chitonida; Chitonidae.